AUGGCGGAUGAUGAAGCGAAGAAGGCCAAACAGGCCGAAAUCGACCGCAAGCGCGCUGAGGUGCGCAAGCGCAUGGAGGAAGCCUCCAAGGCCAAGAAGGCGAAGAAAGGUUUCAUGACCCCCGAGAGAAAGAAGAAACUUAGGUUGCUCCUGCGUAAAAAAGCCGCCGAGGAACUUAAGAAAGAACAGGAACGUAAAGCAGCUGAGAGGAGGCGCAUCAUCGAGGAGAGGUGCGGUAAACCCAAGAACACUGACGAUGCAAACGAAGCGGAACUGCAGACGAUAUGUCAAAUGUACUGGCACAGAAUAUACAACCUAGAAGGGGAUAAAUAUGAACUAGAACGAGCUAUCUCAAUUAGGAAAAUGGAGGAGUAUUAUGACCGCAUGUAUGUGUGUGAGGGCCAGAAGUGGGAUUUGGAACAUGAAGUCAGGAAAAGAGAUUAUGAGAUCGCUGACCUGAACUCUCAAGUCAAUGACCUCAGAGGCAAAUUCGUCAAACCAACACUCAAGAAGGUGUCCAAAUAUGAGAACAAAUUCGCCAAGCUCCAAAAGAAGGCAGCCGAAUUCAACUUCCGUAACCAAUUGAAGGUCGUCAAAAAGAAGGAAUUCACCCUUGAAGAAGAAGACAAAGAGAAAAAGCCCGACUGGUCCAAGGGCAAGCCAGGCGACCAGAAGGAGCCUGAAACACCAGCAACACCCGCACCAGCGGCACCAGCAAAAGCU
Molecule: messenger RNA, 723 nt
Organism: Brenthis ino (lesser marbled fritillary)
Lineage: Eukaryota; Metazoa; Arthropoda; Insecta; Lepidoptera; Nymphalidae
Source: the annotation of a GenBank genome assembly